AUGAAUGUAGUUGCCAUUAUAAUGGCUUCUCAGGAAACCUGUAGCGGCCGGGCCCCGCGAGAAACUCCAGAGUGGCGUAGGCCGGCUUGUUUAGUUGCUAGCAUACUUGUUCGAGCUCUUGAGUUCUCCUGGCUUUUCUCCACGUGUCUGCUUGUUGCCUUUGAUUUCGCGAGAGACUGCGGACUGCCACCCCACUCCGGGAAAACCUGGAGUGAUGGUAAAGGCCCUGCGGCGCUUUCUUUCGGAAAAACUAAUACGAAAGAAGCAACAACAAAUUUUUACAACAGGCUGGACGAGAAAAGUGGGGAAGAGCAAGCAGAAAAAAGAAAAGAGAAUAGUCGUUCUUGGAUAAUUUAUUUAUUAUAA
This is a messenger RNA of Saccharomyces cerevisiae S288C, 366 nucleotides long. RefSeq lists its product as uncharacterized. The record is from RefSeq and is marked reviewed. The transcript has a single exon. NCBI's taxonomy places the organism in Eukaryota, Fungi, Ascomycota, Saccharomycetes, Saccharomycetales, Saccharomycetaceae. The coding region runs from base 1 to 366 and encodes 121 amino acids.